Linepithema humile (Argentine ant) is the source of this 459-nucleotide messenger RNA. RefSeq lists its product as uncharacterized. NCBI's taxonomy places the organism in Eukaryota, Metazoa, Arthropoda, Insecta, Hymenoptera, Formicidae. The record is from RefSeq and is a predicted model, not a curated record.
AUGCCUAACUCAAAGGGUCCAAAGGAACAAAUAAGGAGACUGUACUCCAAUGUAAUACACUCGGUGCUCUUAUAUGGAGCGCCAGUGUGGGCGGAGAACAUAACUAGAAAUAUACAGGUAAAAAGAAAGAUCUAUAGGUUGCAAAGAAAGAUCUGUCCGAGGAUGUGUUGCGGUUAUAAGACAAUCUCCUUUGUGGCCGCAACGAUAUUAGCCAGAUGCACCCCAUUGGAUUUAACCGCUAAUGUCUUAAACAAAAUUUACAAACAAGUAAAAAAAAAUAUGGAACGGGAAGGCACAUUUCUGGAACACUCCGUCAAGGUGAGGUUAUGUCUUGAAGCUAAGAGAGAAGCAGUUAAGGAGUGGAAGAUAAGAGUGACAACUAGCCACAAUACCAGUGGUAUUAGGGUGACCCAAGCUACCGUCCCACAUCUGGAAGAGUGGUACAGGAUGAAAAAGUGA